Molecule: messenger RNA, 831 nt
Organism: Phasianus colchicus (ring-necked pheasant)
Lineage: Eukaryota; Metazoa; Chordata; Aves; Galliformes; Phasianidae
Gene: MZT1
Product: mitotic spindle organizing protein 1
Biological process (GO): gamma-tubulin complex localization; microtubule nucleation by interphase microtubule organizing center; mitotic spindle assembly
Cellular component (GO): spindle; centrosome; gamma-tubulin ring complex
Source: RefSeq, a predicted model, not a curated record
AGCGCCCGAAUGACGUGGGGGGGGGGGGGGGGGGGGGUUCCUUCUGCUUCCGGGUGGGCGGUCGCCAUGGCGAGCAAUGCCGCCAGCCUCAACGCCGUGCGGGAGACGAUGGACGUUCUGUUUGAGAUUUCAAGAAUAUUAAACACUGGGUUGGAUAUGGAGACCUUGUCUAUUUGUGUGCGGCUCUGUGAACAAGGUAUCAACCCAGAAGCACUAUCUUCUGUUAUUAAAGAACUGCGUAAGGCUACAGAAGCUCUAAAGGCUGCUGAAAAUAUGACAAGCUGAUGUGGUAGAAGACUCCUCUGUAAGAAGAAUUGAAAGUUGUGGAGUUAAUAAAGGAUUUAAACAUUGGCCACUACUCAGAAAUACAAAGUGAAAUUGUAUCUAAAGGUUUCAGAAUGUCUCUGCAAGUGAUCUUGAAAAAAGUGAUGUAUGGAAGAGCUUAAAGUUUGGUUUUCUUAAAUAGGCCCACCAAUAACCUUACCACACUUGAAUACUUGGUUAUUUUUAUGAACCAGGACUGAAUUUACUGCAGUUGCUCUUCUUCAGCAUCCAGGAUUUUUAAACAGUGUCACAGAUUGAAGGCUUGUUGAAAUUGCUAGUAUUUAACAGUGAAUGUUGUUAUCAUGAAUAUAGCUUGCUAAUGCAUACUUUAGAAGUGUGUUCUGUUGCUCCUAUUGAAUUGGUGUAGAAAUAAGUGGAUGCUUUUAUCUAUGAGAAAAAUAGGAAAAAAGCCCCUAUUGACUUCAUUUCAAUUACAGUACAGAUGAUGACUUAAGUCAUUUAAGUCACAUUCUGAAAGUAAGAAAUAAAGCACUUUUAUAAAGAUAA